Molecule: messenger RNA, 1402 nt
Organism: Diospyros lotus (date-plum)
Lineage: Eukaryota; Viridiplantae; Streptophyta; Magnoliopsida; Ericales; Ebenaceae
Product: gibberellin 2-beta-dioxygenase 2-like
Exons: 3
Coding region: 75-1079 (334 amino acids)
Biological process (GO): gibberellin catabolic process; response to light stimulus
Source: RefSeq, a predicted model, not a curated record
UUAAACCCUCGUUUAUCUCCCUAGCCUCCUUGUUCCUCGUUCCUUUCUCCACUGCAAACCCCCCAAGAACAGCCAUGGUGGUGGCCGCUCCGCCCCAAAUUCUAGCCGAAAAGAUCCGAGAAACAGACCUUCCAAUCAUCGAUCUCUCCGGCGAAAGAUCCGAGGUCUCGAAGCUCAUCGUCAAAGCCUGCGAAGAGUUCGGCUUCUUCAAGGUGACCAACCACGGCGUCUCUCAGGACGUCAUCAAUGAGAUGGAAGCGGAAAGCUUCCGCUUCUUCGCCCGACCUGCCGCCGAGAAGCAGCUCGCGGGGCCGGCCAAUCCCUACGGCUACGGAUGCAAGAACAUUGGCUUCAAUGGCGAUUUCGGAGAGGUCGAGUAUCUUCUUCUCAGCGCCAACUUUCUCUCCAUUUCCCACAGAUCCAAAUCCAUCUCGAACGACCCAUUGAAAUUCAGUUCUGCAGUGUGUGGUUACGUUGAAGCAGUUAGGGGUCUGGCAUGUGAGAUCUUGGAUAUGAUGGCAGAGGGAGUGGGGGUCCCACAGGCAUCAUCAUCAGUGUUCAGCAGCCUAAUCAGGGCCGUCGACAAUGACUCCGUCUUCAGGCUCAAUCACUAUCCGCCUCUCCGGGAAGCACCGGAUCACGUUCGCCGCCACCACCACCACCGGGUUGGCUUCGGCGAGCAUUCUGACCCCCAGUUGCUGACCAUUCUGCGAUCAAACAACGUCGGCGGCCUCCAGAUCUCGCCGGAGGACGGCGUCUGGAUCCCUGUUUCCGCCGACCCCACCUCCUUCUCUGUCAAUGUGGGUGACGCCUUGCAGGCGAUGACGAGUGGAAGGUUUGUGAGCGUGAGGCACAGAGCGCUGGCCAACUCGCAGGAGGUGAGAAUGUCGAUGGCGUACUUCGCGGCCCCGCCAUUGCAUGCGCGGAUCGCCGCUCAGCCAGAGCUGACUGGCCGCCGCCGGGAGUGUCUGUACAGGCCCUUCACGUGGGGUGAAUACAAGACGGUAACCUAUUCUCUCCGGCUUGGAGAGCGCCGUCUCAACCGCUUCAAAGCAGACGAAGGUGACGAAAUCAUCUGAUACAUAUAAAUUUAAUUAAAAUUGUCAUAUCCAAUAGGAAGAAUUGAUCUUCUCUAAUCCCUGCUGGGAAAUUUUGCUCCUUAUAUGUGACCAACCAAAUUAAAAGUUUUAGUUUUUUUUUUUUUUUUUUCUUUUUCUGGGUGAUUAUGUUUGGAAGUGGGGUCCUUAUGGGUGUUAAGUGUUGGAAAUGGGCCUCCAGUAAUAGGCUGCACUCGGCCCACGGACGGCCCAAUCUUUUGUUGUCGGCUGUAGAAACUCAUUUUGUAAGAAACUCUUAUGGGUGUUGCGAAGUGAUCAUGUGCAUUAUCUUGAUGAUGAUCAUG